Molecule: messenger RNA, 3238 nt
Organism: Syngnathus typhle (broad-nosed pipefish)
Lineage: Eukaryota; Metazoa; Chordata; Actinopteri; Syngnathiformes; Syngnathidae
Gene: vac14
Product: vac14 homolog (S. cerevisiae)
Exons: 1
Coding region: 157-2487 (776 amino acids)
Biological process (GO): positive regulation of kinase activity; phosphatidylinositol biosynthetic process
Cellular component (GO): endosome membrane; PAS complex
Source: RefSeq, a predicted model, not a curated record
CGGUCAGCUGCGUCGCAUUUACUCGCCGCUUCCUGGUUCUCUUGACGUCUCAUUCCCCGUGACAAAUUCUUCUAAAUGCAUUGUUUCUCUCGCUGUUUCCCCUAACCUUCAAAGGGACUACACACAAAGACUUUUGCUCGGAUCUCCGCUGCGAUCAUGAACACGGAGAAGGACUUUACGCCGCUGACGCCUAACAUCGUCCGGGCUCUCAACGAUAAACUGUACGAGAAGAGGAAGGUGGCGGCCCUGGAAAUCGAGAAGCUUGUUCGCGAGUUCGUGGCUCAGAACAACUCUACUCAGAUCCGACACGUCAUCCAGAUCCUGGCGUCGGAGUUCGCUUUGUCUCAGCACCCGCACAGCCGCAAGGGAGGACUCAUCGGUUUGGCCGCGUGCUCCAUAGCGCUGGGUAAAGACUCGGGUCUGUAUUUGAAGGAGCUCAUCGAGCCGGUUCUCACUUGUUUUAACGACUCCGACAGCCGCCUGCGUUACUACGCCUGCGAGGCUCUCUAUAAUAUAGUCAAGGUGGCCAGGGGUGCAGUUCUGCCCCAUUUCAAUCUCCUUUUUGAUGGGCUGAGCAAGCUUGCAGCUGAUCCGGACCCCAAUGUCAAAAGCGGCUCAGAACUUUUGGACCGGCUCCUGAAGGACAUUGUGACUGAAAGCAACAAGUUCGACCUCGUCGCGUUUGUACCUCUACUAAGAGAGCGCAUUUACUCCAACAACCAGUACGCCCGGCAGUUCAUCAUCUCCUGGAUCCAUGUCUUGGAGUCCGUACCUGACAUCAACCUGCUGCACUAUCUCCCCGAGAUCCUGGAUGGCCUCUUCCAGAUUCUGGGGGACAACAGCAAGGAGAUCCGCCGGACGUGCGAGGUGGUGCUUGGCGAGUUUCUGAAAGAGAUCAAGAAGACGCCGUCCAGUGUGAAGUUUGCUGAGAUGGCCAACAUCCUGGUCAUCCAUUGCCAGGUGGCGGAUGAGACUAAGGUAACCAAUGACCUCAUCCAGCUGACUGCUAUGACGUGGAUGAGGGAGUUCAUCCAGCUGGCCGGCCGUGCGGUGCUGCCGUACACGUCGGGGAUCCUCACUGCCGUUCUGCCGUGCCUCUCCUACGACGACCGCAAGAAGAACACCAAGGAGGCGGCGAGCGCCUGUAACUACAGCUUGAUGAAGCUAGUCACUCCUGAGGACGACGAGGAUGAAGAAGAGGAGAGAAGCGCAAGUGUCGAGUCGCCGUCGAAAGAAGACAAGGUCGACGACGGCGGCGGCGACGUGCUGAACUCGUCGCAGGAAGCGGUGGGCUUCAGCAGCAUCAGCUUCUUCACCCCUGCCAGCAGCGACCGGUCUCAGGUGACCCUAGACUUGGACGGUAUCGUGCAGGUGCUGGACCGCCACCUCCAUGACACGUCUACGGGCAUGAUGACGCGCAUCGCCGUGCUCAAGUGGCUCUACCACCUCUACAUCAAAACUCCACGUAAGAUGUUCCGUCACACAGACAGCCUCUUCCCCAUGUUGCUCAAGACCCUCUCGGACGAGUCGGACGAGGUCAUACUCAAAGAUCUGGAGGUCCUGGCCGAGAUCGCGUCGUCGCCUGCCGGCCAGACGUAUCCGGCGGUGACCUGCGACGGGGUCGACAACGGACCCGCCCUCAAAGUGCCGAACAAGGCGGCCAAGACCGGGGGCGCCGAAUCCUCCCCGUCCACCCCGAGCAUGAACUCCUACUUUUACAAGUUCAUGAUCAAUCUCCUGAAACGCUUCAGCGCCGAGAGGAAGUUGUUGGAGAGCCGAGGGGCCUUCAUCAUCCGCCAGCUCUGCCUGCUCCUCCAUGCCGAGAACAUCUUCCACUCCAUGGCGGACAUCCUCCUCAAAGAAGAGGACCUGAAGUUCGCCUCCACCAUGGUGCAGACGCUCAACACCAUCCUGCUCACGUCGGCCGAGCUCUUCCAGUUACGCAACCAGCUGAAAGAUCUGCACACGGCCGAGAGCUGCGCGCUCUUCUGCUGCCUCUACCGCUCGUGGUGCCACAACCCCGUCGCCACCGUGUCGCUCUGCUUCCUCACGCAGAACUACAAACACGCCUACGACCUCAUCCAGAAGUUCGGCGGGCUGGAGGUGACUGUUGACUUCCUGAUGGAGGUGGACAAGCUGGUGCAACUGGUGGAAAGCCCCAUCUUCACCUACUUGCGCCUCCAACUGCUGGACGUGGAGAGCAACCCGUACCUGAUCAAGGCACUGUACGGACUGCUGAUGCUGCUGCCGCAAAGCCAGGCCUUCCAGCUGCUCUCGCACCGCCUGCAGUGCGUGCCCAACCCAGAGCUCAUGCGGACGGUGGACGGGCCCAAGCGCGCCGACGCCAAGGAACACGAUGCCCCGCACGCCCACGUGGACUACGGUGAACUGCUUCGCCACUUUGACUGCGUGCAGGGUCAACACCUGGAGGUACGGCACCAGCGCUCGGGGCGCGUGGCCGAGCCGCCCGACAGGAAGCUGAUAUGAGGUCGCCCCCAUACUGGAAAAAAACGAAACUUGAUGACUGGAACCAAAUAUGAGAUUAUUAUGAAGCUUGUACAUACACUGGCAUGACGAGAAUGUUCAGUUCACCUGUCUUUCUUUUUUGGUCCUCAUUACUCUUUUUGUUGUUUUGGUUAAAGUGCAUGAAAACUAAUUCACUGUCAUUUACUGAACUAUCAAGAAUUCAAUACAUUUCUCAAUGUUUAUUAUUGUGUGUUUUGAUUGAUUUUUUAAGUAGGUGCUUUGCCUUCAUUUUUUUUUUUUUUUAAACUUUUUGUGACAAAGUCUUACACUGCUGCCCUUUGUGAAUGAAAACAAUGUUGGGACUCGCCGUAAUACAAUCAUGAGUUUUCUGUCAGGCGGUACGAAGUAUAGUAUGAAGUAUUUUUUCCCCUCCUGUUUCUAAAUUCACUUGUUCCAUUCCAUGUAUUUCAAGCGAAACAUUUCAUGCCGUUGAGCACAAGGUUGAUUUGUCAUGUGAGCUAUGAGUCACAUGUUGAGCCAGCUUAACUUUUCCAUGUAAGACGAGGUACAUAUUCUCAGUAGGCCUUUUAUUCUUGUUACACACCGCUAGUUUUAUAGCAACAGCUGGCCUAACAUUCACUCUUUGUUUUUUUAAUGCUAAUACAUUCCUUGGCUUUUGGCGCUAUUCGUGUGUAAAGUUGCCAAUAAAGCUGGAACACACGAUGCUCUACGUGCCCUUAACCAAAAAGCAAAUAAAACUCGAAAAAGACAA